GUGGCCGAGGGACUGGACGUCAUUGGGUCCGGGUCACACAGCAGCGAAGGAACCUGGGGCCUGCUCUUCCCCCCUCCAGGCCAUGACGAUUCUGCGAUUAAUCACGCUUGCUCUGGUGACAGGGCACGUCCGGGGAGAGACCAGGAUCAUCAAGGGGUAUGAGUGCAAGCCGCAUUCCCAGCCCUGGCAGGCGGCCCUGUUCCAGAAGACUCGGCUGCUCUGCGGGGCCACCCUCAUCGCCCCCAGCUGGCUCCUGACAGCAGCCCACUGCCGCAAGCCCCACUACAUAGUUCACCUGGGGGAACACAACCUCCAGCGGCGGGAUGGCUGUGAGCAGACCCGGACAGCCACUGAGUCCUUCCCGCACCCGGGCUUCAACAACAGCCUCCCCAACAAAGACCACCGCAAUGACAUCAUGCUGGUGAAAAUGGCAGCACCAGCCCUCAUCACCUGGGCCGUGCGACCCCUCACCCUGUCCUCACGCUGUGUCACCGCUGGCACCCGCUGCCUCAUUUCUGGCUGGGGCACCACGUCCAGCCCCCAGUUGCACCUGCCCCACACCCUGCGAUGUGCCAAAAUCUCCAUCAUCGAGCACAGGGAGUGCGAGGACGCCUACCCCGGCAACAUCACAGACACCAUGGUGUGUGCCAGCGUUAAGGAAGAGGGCAAGGACUCCUGCCAGGGCGACUCCGGGGGCCCUCUGGUCUGUAACGAUUCUCUUCAAGGAAUUAUCUCCUGGGGCCAGGAUCCAUGUGCUGUCACCAAAAAGCCCGGUGUCUACACAAAAGUCUGCAAAUAUGUGGACUGGAUCCAGGAGACUAUGAAGAAUAAUUAGAUAGGACCUGCACGCCAGGGCUCAGCCUGCUCAAGCUGGUGAUUGGUUCCUGCUGAUUCUGCUAAGAAGAAACCCUAAGCCAGGACCCUUUUACGAACUUUCUUUGGGCCGCCUUGACUACAGGCGAUGCUGCAGCUUCAUAAUCAACUCGGGGCUUGAAAUCGUUGAGACCUGGAUUCAAAUCCUGCCUUGGACUAACUUGUGACUCUGGGAAUGACCAUAGCUGUUUUGUUCUGUCACAUCCCCAGCCCCAAAGAUAGUUCCUGGCAUGCAUUAAUAAAUAUCUACAGAAUGAA
Molecule: messenger RNA, 1131 nt
Organism: Propithecus coquereli (Coquerel's sifaka)
Lineage: Eukaryota; Metazoa; Chordata; Mammalia; Primates; Indriidae
Gene: KLK11
Product: kallikrein-related peptidase 11
Exons: 6
Coding region: 83-835 (250 amino acids)
Biological process (GO): proteolysis
Molecular function (GO): serine-type endopeptidase activity
Source: RefSeq, a predicted model, not a curated record